Messenger RNA from Colletotrichum orchidophilum, 375 nucleotides. RefSeq lists its product as uncharacterized. The record is from RefSeq and is a predicted model, not a curated record. The annotation marks the transcript as partial. NCBI's taxonomy places the organism in Eukaryota, Fungi, Ascomycota, Sordariomycetes, Glomerellales, Glomerellaceae. The transcript has a single exon.
GAGCAGCAGCAGCUGACGGACGACCACGACAGGCCAAGCUUCGUCGUCAUACCACGACAACUUCUGAAGGUGGGAACUGCGCUCGUCGCCAAGAUAUCGUCGUCUUACGCGGGGCCAUUCCGAUAUUUCAGGGUUCCGAAGGUCACGCAGUACGGCGUCCAUAGGGCCACGGGUGAUCAAUCCCGCAACAACUCGGCCACCACCACCACCACCACCCCAGUUCCUGCAUCGCAGCGGUUCCACGACGUCCUCGUAUUUCACGCCCGGCCGACGGGUUCCCAGAGACUUUGGAUGAUCACCAUUGAGAUAGGGACUCCAGAGACCCAGCUGCGAGCCAGUCGCAGUCAGCGGUUGGGCCUUGGCACACGUCCCUGA